Molecule: messenger RNA, 2132 nt
Organism: Erpetoichthys calabaricus (reedfish)
Lineage: Eukaryota; Metazoa; Chordata; Cladistia; Polypteriformes; Polypteridae
Gene: grpr
Product: gastrin-releasing peptide receptor
Exons: 4
Coding region: 194-1372 (392 amino acids)
Biological process (GO): G protein-coupled receptor signaling pathway
Cellular component (GO): membrane
Molecular function (GO): G protein-coupled peptide receptor activity
Source: RefSeq, a predicted model, not a curated record
AUUAGUUUCAGAGAAAGCGGAACUCGUAAAUACGGUCAAAAUGUGACUUUUACAAAUUAGAUAUUUUGUAACUCGUUCGUGUAUCGUGCAUUCACCACAACGUCUUAUUUUCGGUUUUAACACGCACGCACAUACGAGUAAUUACCAUUCAAUUCCAUUCAACUUAUUUUUGUUUUUUUUUCCGAAUCCAACUAUGUCUCUAGAAGAAACUAUUAUAUUCAAACCCGAAGUGGCGAACUUAAUAUUUUCUAACUUGUCUGGACAUGAGAAUUCUUUAAAUCAUUCCUCUUGGAUGACAGACGAGCUGUGGCCAUACCCAGCGGUCAUUAUUACCUCAGUCUACGGACUCAUCAUUUUAAUUGGACUAAUCGGCAAUAUCACUCUCAUCAAGAUAUUUUGUACCGUGAAGUCCAUGAGGAAUGUCCCGAAUCUGUUCAUUUCAAGCUUGGCUUUGGGAGACCUGCUUCUAUUAGUCACUUGCGCACCGGUGGAUGCUAGCAGGUACCUGGCGGACGACUGGCUUUUUGGACGGUUAGGGUGCAAACUCAUCCCUUUCAUCCAGCUCACCUCCGUAGGGGUGUCGGUGUUCACCCUCACGGCGCUCUCUGCAGACAGGUACAAAGCUAUUGUCAGACCAAUGGACAUCCAGACAUCCCAUGCCACAGCAAAAAUAUGUAUCAGAGCUGUGAUGAUAUGGAUUUUCUCCAUGACUCUUGCUGUACCAGAGGCAAUAUUUUCUGAUCUUCAUACAUUCCAUGUGAUGGACACUAAUAAAUCAUUUGUCAGCUGUGCACCGUACCCUCACUCAGGCGACUUGCACCCAAAGAUUCAUUCAAUGGUGUCAUUUCUUGUUUUUUAUGUAAUUCCUCUCUUCAUAAUAUCAAUUUAUUACUAUUAUAUUGCAAAGAAUCUGAUCAGGAGUGCAUAUAAUAUACCCGUGGAGGGCAACAUUCAUGUUCGAAGGCAGAUUGAAUCCAGAAAGAGGCUGGCAAAAACAGUGCUGGUAUUUGUAGGGUUGUUUGCAUUUUGCUGGCUGCCAAAUCAUGUCAUCUACUUAUAUCGCUCUUAUCACUAUUCGGAGGUGGACACAUCUUUAUUGCAUUACAUUUCCAGCAUCUGUGCCAGGAUCCUUGCUUUUUCCAAUUCAUGUGUUAACCCAUUUGCCCUUUAUCUUCUAAGCAAAAGCUUUCAAAAACACUUUAAUAACCAGCUAUGCUGCUGCAGAGCCAGACUGCUUAUGAGGACCCAAAGCACGGGAAGAAGUACAACAAGAAUUACCUCUCUAAAAAGUACCAACCACUCUGUUGCAGAGCACAAGACAUUUGCUGGAAGAAAUUCUAUUAAAGCAUACUGUAUGACUGAUUUAACUUAAACCUGAAAAGAACACAAAAUGCUUGUAUUACUCAACGGGCAGAGCUUAUUUUGUUAAUAAAUUUGUACAUUUAAAUAUACAUAUACAAGAAUGUCUGUUUGGUUAUUACAGAAGACAUACACUAAUACAAGAUAUGUGGGUACAGUUGUGUUGUUACAAAUUUUAAUCUGUACAAUACUAUAUGCCUUGACCUUAUGUUUAAUAAGGCAUUAAAGAGUAUUAUCAAUAUAAUAAAAGAUUCUUUUAAACUGCUAUAGCCUCUUGCAAAGCAAUAACGUCAUUCUGUCAAUGGAACACAGUACUGUAUAUUUGGAUUUCUAUUGCUUGUCUUGUAAAACAAAGCAUUUACGUAAUUAAUCAGAAAUUCAAAAAUCCAAAACAGAUAAACACAUGGGAGCUGUUAAAAAGGCAGAAAGACAUUUUUUACAAUUUCACCAGAAACAUGAACAAAUAAUACACAAGUGCCAAGUUUCUGGAAACACAUUGAUUUAAAUGUUUAUUUUCUGGACAAAUGGCUGUGCUUGAAUCCAUUAAAAUCGGCUGUUGUACUGUGAUAUAUUUCCUGUGAUGAAGUUCAUCUGUGAAAUGAUGUGUAUGUUUAGUGCCAGAGGUAUUAAGUAUAUUUUCUUAUUUUGAAUAUGACAAUUGCACAAUUUUUUUUUCCGUGUAUCAUUUUCAGUAAUAUUUAUUUAAUAAAUGUGAAUUUCUGUUCAGAUGUGGUUUAGAACAGUGAGUUUUACGUUGACUGUAAUCUGCUCUU